Mangifera indica (mango) is the source of this 1265-nucleotide messenger RNA. RefSeq lists its product as uncharacterized. Gene Ontology annotation, molecular function: hydrolase activity, acting on ester bonds. The transcript has 7 exons. NCBI's taxonomy places the organism in Eukaryota, Viridiplantae, Streptophyta, Magnoliopsida, Sapindales, Anacardiaceae. Bases 149 to 1087 code for a protein of 312 amino acids. The record is from RefSeq and is a predicted model, not a curated record.
UGUGUAGGCUUAAAGUGUUGGUUAAUUUCGCACCCCCUAAAUUUUAUGAAGUCAAUUCUAACCCUUACAAUUAUCCUAUCCCGAUGUUUGAAUAGGCAAAAUGUUGGAAAAUUGAAAUCCCCGAGGAGAAAGAAGAGCUAAAAGGAAGAUGAAGCUGUUUGACGCACACUGUCACCUUCAAGACCCAAGAAUAUUUCACAAGGCACCUCAGCUUAUUGAAAGCACCGUCGAUUCUGGUGUUCGUCAUUUUGCUGUUAAUGGGGUCUCCGAAAAGGAUUGGCACUUGGUCAAACAAAUGAGUGAACAUUAUUCUUCUGUUGUUCCUUGCUUUGGACUUCAUCCUUGGUUUAUUCAUGAGAGGACUCCUCAUUGGCUCCACACUCUCAAGGAAUUCUUUCAGGCCGCUCCCUCAGCUGCCAUUGGGGAGAUUGGUUUGGAUAAAGGUUCUCGGGGAAGGGAGAUUGACUUCGCGGAUCAGGUUGAAGUAUUUAGCCAACAGCUUAAACUUGCAAAAGAAUUGAACAGGCCGGCAUCCAUCCAUUGUGUUCGUGCUUUUGGCGAUCUGCUUGAGAUAUUGAAAUCUAUUGGGCCUUUCCCUGCUGGUGUCAUUCUUCACUCCUACUUAGGUUCUGCUGAGAUGGUUCCAGAGUUGUCAAAGCUUGGUGCAUACUUUUCAUUCUCUGGAUUUCUUAUGUCCAUGAAAACACAGAAGGCAAAGAAAUUGCUGAAGAUGGUAUCUUCAGAAAGGAUUUUGUUGGAGACAGACGCACCUGAUGCCUUGCCAAAGUCAGGUUUAGAUUCUCUUUUUUUAGUUGAUGGAGACCCUUCCCUCCGUCAAGAGUUUCAUGCCCAGGAAGAAAACUCAACCUCAAAUGUUGGCACACCGUCUGAUGACCAGUCCCAUGCUUCAAAAGAUUCGUCAGCGCUGCCAAAGGAAAUGCUUAAUCAUCCAGCAAACAUUCAUAAUGUACUCAUUUAUGUUGCAUCUUUGCUGGAAAUGCCUAAAGAAGAACUUGCAGAUCUAAGUUAUAGAAAUGCUGUUCGCAUAUUCUCUUAUGAAGGCUCGAAAGUACAAAUGGAAAAGUAAUUGAGUUUGCUAAGUAAGAAACUACUUGUGUAUGCAUAUUCUCUUGUGAAAAAGUUCCAAGUACAAAUGGGAAAGUAAUUGAGUUUGCUAAGUAAGGAACUACUUGUGCAUGCAUCUUCCCUUGUGAAAAUGUUCAAAAGUAAAAAUGAGAAAGUAAUUGAGUUUGCUUACAAAGAAA